This is a messenger RNA of Alternaria infectoria, 540 nucleotides long. RefSeq lists its product as uncharacterized. Gene Ontology annotation, cellular component: cytoplasm. Bases 1 to 540 code for a protein of 179 amino acids. The record is from RefSeq and is a predicted model, not a curated record. Gene Ontology annotation, molecular function: oxidoreductase activity. NCBI's taxonomy places the organism in Eukaryota, Fungi, Ascomycota, Dothideomycetes, Pleosporales, Pleosporaceae. The transcript has 2 exons.
AUGAAUCCGAAGCUACUCGAGCAAGACCAUAAGCUCAAUGUUCAAGCAAAUACACCAGUGACGUCUGUAUCCGACACGACGGACGAGGCAGGAAGAUGGAUAAUAGAAACAUCGCGCGGCACUAUCAAAGCCACAAAGGUCAUCCACGCCACCAACGGCUACGCGAGCCAAGUUCUGCCCGAAUACACGCGAAGCAUAACUCCGAUCCGCGGCGUCUGCAGCCAUAUCGACAGCGCAUUGAAGCAACACGCACCACAUCUCAACAACACUUACGCCCUUCGUUUCGACGGCCGAAAUUACGACUAUCUCAUUCCCCGAGCAGACGGAAGCAUCAUCGUUGGAGGCGCAAGGCAGCGGUUCUGGCACAAGCCUGAGCGCUGGUUCGACACCGUGCGCGAUGACGAGCUUGUUGAUGAAGCAACGACCUACUUCGACGGGUACAUGCAGCGCCACUUCCGCGGAUGGGAGGAUACGCAAGCGCAGACAAAGAAGGUGUGGACUGGAAGCAAGUAUCGUAGUCUCCUGCCCAUGCGCAACUAA